This is a messenger RNA of Pocillopora verrucosa, 1624 nucleotides long. RefSeq names its product vesicle-associated membrane protein 7-like. The record is from RefSeq and is a predicted model, not a curated record. Lineage: Eukaryota; Metazoa; Cnidaria; Anthozoa; Scleractinia; Pocilloporidae. Gene Ontology annotation, molecular function: SNAP receptor activity; SNARE binding. Gene Ontology annotation, cellular component: membrane; SNARE complex. Gene Ontology annotation, biological process: vesicle fusion; exocytosis.
UCAAUAGGUAAAUGGUGUAGAUUCUAUUUGAAGCAUUUCAACGAAAGGAACCUUCAAUUUUCACCCAAAACGAAAGAUUAUAGAAGAGCCAUGCCAAUCUUGUACAGUGUUGUAGCAAGAGGCACAACAGUGUUAGCCAAGUUUGCCUCUUGUGCUGGAAACUUUGCAGAGGUUACAGAACAAAUUUUGAGUCGAAUUCCGCCAGAGAAUUCAAAACUUACUUACACCCAGGGAAACUACCUGUUUCACUACAUAUCAGAGGACAGAGUGGUCUAUUUGUGCAUUACAGAUGAUGAUUUUGAAAGGUCCAAAGCAUUUCUUUACCUGACAGAGAUUAAGAAACGUUUUCAAACUGCAUAUCAUGGCCGUGCACAAACAGCACUGCCUUAUGCUAUGAACAGUGAAUUUUCAAGAGUCCUUUCAGCUGAAAUGAAAAGGUUUUCUGAUACUGAACAUCAGGCAGAUAACCUGUCAAAAGUGCAAGGAGAACUUGAUGAACUUAGAGGAAUCAUGGUGAAAAAUAUUGACACCAUCGCACAAAGAGGAGAACGUUUGGAACUCUUGAUUGAUAAGGCAGAAGACCUUAAUACCUCAUCCCUCACUUUCAAGAAAUCAAGCAAAGGCCUGGCCAGAGCCAUGUGGUGGAAGAAUGUCAAAAUUACUAUAAUACUUGUGGUUGUUAUUAUUUUGGUUCUCUACUUUAUCAUAUCAGCAGCCUGUGGAGGACUUGACUGGGGUGACUGUGUUCACAAAAACAAGGACAAUUAAUAAUAAUGGUAGUCACUUAGCUCCAAACACAUCAUGAUUUUACCAAACUCAGAUAUAGGUAGGAAUCUGAAGCAACUAUGAAGUAAUCUCAAAUUGCUUUGUUACCAAGAUUUUGUUAAGAUAUGUACAUGAAAGUUAACAUACAAAUCCCAAGUCUCUGGAAAUUCCACCAGAGAAGUCACUGACUUUGUCAGGUAGGUUCUUGUCACUUCACUUCACCAUCUGUUGAUUAAAAAUGACCAGCCCCAUUUUUGGGUUUGAAAAUUUUGUAGCUAGAAAAUUGUCAUUGAGCAAUUUUACAGAUAUGAAGCUUGUUUGUUUUGUUGCCUUAAUUCAGAUUAUGUGAUGUUGUAGAAAGAGGGGCUCUUUCAUCCCUGUUAAAAAAUUCAAUCGCAUUCUCCCAAACAAUGAUAAUUUGUGAACAGAUCAUUAUGUAAAUGUGGUCUGCUUGGGGUAACAAAACAAUCAAAGCAACAAAAACCUUUCUUGGCUUCUCAACUAUUUAAGUGAAUAAGUCUGUUCCUAUGGUUGAGAAAUGCUAUGAGUACUUUCAUGAUCUAGCUUCCCCUCCCCCACCUGAUGAAAAUGAGAUAAAAUUGGCCCUUGACCAAAAAUGUAGACUUCCAAUGCAAAUUGUAAUGAAUUACUUCAAUAAUUAUUCUUUCCAGGGCAGUUUUAGUCAGCUACUAGAUAGGAUCAAAGACUGAGUUGAUGUAAAACAAAAGUUUUGGUUACUUUUAAUUUAGCAGUACAAAGUAGUUACUAGAAAUGUUAUUAAUAAUAUCAUAACUAUAGUUACAACAUUUGUAAACAAGUUUGAUCAAAAGAAAAGAAAGGGAAAGGUUUUUUUACUCAA